This is a messenger RNA of Oncorhynchus kisutch (coho salmon), 9017 nucleotides long. RefSeq names its product ephrin type-A receptor 3. Lineage: Eukaryota; Metazoa; Chordata; Actinopteri; Salmoniformes; Salmonidae. The coding region runs from base 319 to 3264 and encodes 981 amino acids. Gene Ontology annotation, molecular function: protein binding; ATP binding; transmembrane-ephrin receptor activity. The transcript is spliced from 19 exons. Gene Ontology annotation, cellular component: plasma membrane; dendrite. The record is from RefSeq and is a predicted model, not a curated record. Gene Ontology annotation, biological process: axon guidance; protein phosphorylation; ephrin receptor signaling pathway.
CGAAAUUCAGUGAUGAGGAUCUCAGUCCUGCGUGUGCCCUUUGAACAGUUUAUGUGUGUGUCACGACUGCCCGGGUUCUCGCACUUCGACGCCACUCAGGGCUCGCCCGUGGUUGACAGCGCGUGGUUCGCGCUGGACCCUCCUUCUCGUCUCCUCCUCUUUCCCUUCUCUCUCUCUCUCUCUCUCUCUCUCUCUCUCUGUCUCUCUCUCACUUUCUCUCUCUUUUCCUUCUUUCCUCUACUCCGCUCAUUCACGAGGGCUCGCUCACCAACUCUACACGAAACAGGGAUGCAGCGAGCGCAAGGCGCAGCCUGAAAAAUGGCACGAGUCUUCCCUGGGAUCUAUCCAUCCCUUUUCAUUUUCUCCCCCUUUCUUUUUCACGCGUUUGCGCCAUGUAAAGGCUUACGGAAUUACCCGGAGAAUGAAGUGACGUUGUUGGACUCCAUGUCUGCUCUGGGAGACCUGGGCUGGGAGGCAUACCCUGCAGAGGGGUGGGAAGAGAUCAGUGUGAUGGAUGAGAGGAACACUCCCAUGCGUACCUACCAAGUGUGUAACGUGAUGGAGGCCAGUCAGAAUAACUGGCUGAGGACGCGACACAUCGCCCGCGACGGAGCCCAGCGUGUCUACAUCGAGAUCAAGUUCACCCUCCGAGACUGUAACAGCCUGCCUGGAGUACCUGGCACCUGCAAAGAGACUUUCAACAUGUUCUACUAUGAGUCUAACAACGCCAACUUGUGGUUCAUCAAGGAGAGUCAGUAUAUCAAGAUAGACACCAUCGCUGCUGAUGAGAGCUUCACACAGGUGGAUGUGGGAGAUCGUGUGAUGAAGCUCAACACAGAGGUCCGUGACAUCAGUAACCUGAGUAAGAAGGGAUUCUACCUGGCCUUCCAGGACCUGGGAGCCUGCAUCGCUCUGGUCUCUGUCAGGAUCUUCUACAAGAAGUGUCCCUUCACCGUGCUCAACCUGGCCCAGUUCCCUGACACCGUCACGGGGGGCGACUCAGCCCUGGUGGAAGUGCGAGGGGUGUGUGUGAACGCCUCCCAGGAGUUUGAGACUCCCAGGAUGUACUGUAGCGCGGACGGGAGCUGGCUGGUGCCCAUCGGGAGGUGUGUGUGCGAGCCAGGGUAUGAGGAGCAUAAGGAUGGCUGCCAACCGUGCAGACCAGGCUCCUACAAGGCCUCAGCGACCGACGCCUACUGCACAAAAUGCCCGCCACAUAGCUCCUCCCACCUGGAGAGAGCGUCCGAGUGUGUGUGUGAGAAAGGCUUCCACCGCGCAGAGACGGACCCACGCUCCAUGGCUUGCACACGUCCCUGUUCUGCUCCAGAGAACCCCAUCUCCACUGUCAACGAGACGUGUGUCACACUAGAAUGGAGUCCCCCUCUUGACAUGGGAGGCCGAGGUGACAUCACCUACAGCCUCCACUGCAGGAAGUGCUCCGGUGACCGCAGGAAGUGCAUGCCCUGCGGUAACGGCGUACAUUUUGUGCCGAGGCAGUUUGGUCUCUCUGUGACUAUAGUGAUGGUCACUGAUCUGCAGCCACACAGCAAUUACAGCUUCACCAUUGAGAGCCUGAAUGGAGUUUCUGACCUGAGUCCUACACCCAGAGGAGCUGUGAUAGUUAAUGUCACCACCAGCCAGACAGUGAGUGUGGUCCUGAAGGAGAGGAGGAGUAAGGACAGUAUCACUCUGGCGUGGCAGGGCCCUGACAGACCCAAUGGAGCCAUAGUGGAGUAUGAAGUCAUUUAUUAUGAGAAGAACCAGAGAGAGCAGAACUACACAGUCCUAAAGACCAGGUCCAAUGUGAUGACUGUAGACGGUCUAAAGCCUGGUACUACAUAUGUGUUCCGUGUCCGAGCUAGAACCGACGGGGGAUACGGCAACUACGGAGGAGAGAUAGAACUGGAGACCAGCCACGAAGACAUGUUGGCCAUAGGAGACCCUAACCAGUCUACUAUCCUGGCUGUGUCCAUCACUGGAGGCAUCGUACUGCUCAUCUUCCUGGUGGCCUGCUUUGUUGUCAGUGGCAGACACUGUGGGUACAUCAAAGCCAAGCAGGACCCUGAUGAAGAGAAGCUUCAGUUUCAACAUGGAAGAGUCAAACUUCCUGGCAGUAAGAUAUAUAUCCAUCCACACACCUAUGAGGACCCUAACCAGGCAGUCAGAGACUUUGCCAAAGAGAUUGAUGCUUCCAGCAUCAGCAUAGAGAGAGUCAUCGGAGCGGGUGAGUUUGGGGAGGUGUGUAGUGGUUGUCUUCGACUCCAGGGGAAGAGGGAGAUCUACGUGGCCAUAAAGAGUCUGAAGGCAGGAUACGCUGACAAACAGAGGCGGGACUUCCUCUCUGAGGCCAGCAUCAUGGGACAGUUCGACCACCCAAACAUCAUCAGACUGGAGGGUGUGGUCACACGAUGUAAGCCAGUGAUGAUCAUCACAGAAUUUAUGGAGAAUGGAUCCCUAGAUACCUUUCUCAAGAAACACGACGGUCAGUUCACAGUGAUCCAGCUGGUGGGUAUGCUGCGGGGCAUUGCGUCGGGCAUGAAGUACCUGUCUGACAUGAGCUACGUCCACCGAGACCUGGCCGCACGCAACAUCUUGGUCAACAGCAACCUGGUGUGUAAGGUGUCUGACUUCGGCCUGUCACGAGUACUGGAGGAUGACCCUGAGGCAGCAUACACCACACAGGGAGGGAAGAUCCCCAUCCGAUGGACGUCUCCAGAGGCUAUUGCCUACAGGAAGUUCACGUCAGCCAGUGAUGUGUGGAGCUACGGCAUCGUCAUGUGGGAGGUGGUCUCAUACGGAGAGAGACCCUACUGGGAGAUGUCCAACCAGGAUGUGAUCAAAGCGAUAGAUGAGGGUUACCGUCUUCCGGCCCCUAUGGACUGUCCUGUGGUCCUCCACCAGCUGAUGUUGGAGUGUUGGGAGAAGGGCCGUAGCGAACGGCCUAAGUUUGGCCAGAUCGUCACCACCCUGGAUAAGCUGAUCAGAGACCCAGCCAGCCUCCGAGAGCUGGCCAACAGCUCAUUAUGGGAAGACCCGACCACUCCAGAGUUCAGUGUGAGCACGAUGGAGGAGUGGCUGGAUGCCAUCAAGAUGGGACAGUACAAGGGGAACUUCACCAAUGCUGGAUAUGUCACCCUGGACUCUGUCCUCUACAUCAGCAUCAGUGAGCUCGUUAAGAUGGAUGUGACCUUGGCGGGUCACCAGAAGAAGAUCAUCUCCAGUGUCCAGAUCCUUCAGUCCCAGGGGACCCACGUCCAAGUAUAACAGUUUCUCUAUAGAGACACACUGGGAGGGAAAGCCAAAAUGGAUGCUCUUCUCUGAGUUUACCCAUUGAGACACACUCAGAUUGAGCCAACAUGGACAUUCUGGGUUGGGUUUCCCCAUACAAAGACACUGAGAUGGAGCCGUAAUUUACGCUUAGCUCCUUUAUUUCCUCUUUGUAGUUUCAUCAUUCCACCUGUCCUGGAUGUUUUGAUAGCGUAGGCACUUCCAGCUUCCGUCCACGCCUUCAGAGGCCUAGCAACCCAGCAACCUAAGAUACCAGGCUUCAACCAAGACGUCUUUGUCCAUAUCAACAACAACAAUAACAAAGCUAAAAAAUGACAAAAAGAAAAUGUGAUUAUAAUGCUCAACAUUGUCUGUGAAGUUUAGUGUACAUUUAUUUUUAUGGUUGUUUCUUUUUUCAUUUUUUGAUUAGCUUUGUUAAUUUUCCACAUAAUUCACAUGAUCAAUAUUGUAUAUGUAUAGAUAAACGUUUACAAGAGGUGUGUGUCAGUCCGCCAGUCUAGAAAGUAAAGUUGUUAUCGCCAGGCAACGCAGGUGUGCUUUUCCUUCCUGGUGCAUGUGUUGUCAGGCCCCUCCUCUUUCUCUAAGCCCCUCCCCACAACGCUAUAGGACCAAUCAUUAUGUGUGGGGGAGAUAGGAGGGAGAAAUAGAAAGAUGUGAAAAUAUGAGAUGGAGAUGUCUAUUCAUGGUCUCAGAAGACUUCCGUUGCGUUUGGCCAGGGAUAGAUACAUGUAGGUCUUCCAUAGCCACGACUUCCAGACUCACACAGUUCACUUGAAUGAGAUGCCCUGCCAGAUUUCAUUUAGUACAGCCUACAGCAGCUACCUAUAGGUUGCAGUUAGUCAGAAACCUGCAGUUCAAUACAGUGUUAGUACAUUUUCUGCUAGAGUUUGCCCUUGUGACAGAAGAAGAGCAAAGUAGAUCAUCUGUGAAGUUGACACUGUUUGCAAUGUAUAUCUGUUUCUCAGAUGUUUCUCCAUGUAUAUUUAGUAUUGCUCUGAUAUGUUGGGCCAUGUCAGACAAGCAGGAUUGGUUGUGAGGUAGACUUGACUUGAGUGAGGUGAGUGGUGGUUUUUGCCUCAUUUCACCCCUGAUUAAUGUGGGUUUAGUCACAGUUUGUGCUAACCACCUCUGUUCAGUGACUAAUAUGGGUUUAGUCACAGUUUGUGCUAACCACCUCUGUUCAGUGACUAAUAUGGGUUCAGUCACAGUUUGUGCUAACCACCUCUGUUCAGUGACUAAUAUGGGUUCAGUCACAGUUUGUGCUAACCAUCUCUGUUCAGGGAUUAAUAUGGGUUCAAUCAUAGUUUGUGCUAACCAUCUCUGUUCAGUGAUUAAUAUGGGUUCAAUCAUAGUUUGUGCUAACCAUCUCUGUUCAGUGAUUAAUAUGGGUUCAAUCAUAGUUUGUGCUAACCAUCUCUGUUCAGUGAUUAAUAUGGGUUAAAUCAUACUUUGUGCUAACCAUCUCUGUUCAGUGAUUAAUAUUGGUUCAGUGACGGUUUGUGCUAACCAUCUCUGUUCAGUGAUUAAUAUGGGUUCAGUCACAGUUUGUGCUAACCAUCUCUGUUCAGGGAUUAAUAUGGGUUCAAUCAUAGUUUGUGCUAACCAUCUCUGUUCAGUGAUUAAUAUGGGUUCAAUCAUAGUUUGUGCUAACCAUCUCUGUUCAGUGAUUAAUAUGGGUUAAAUCAUACUUUGUGCUAACCAUCUCUGUUCAGUGAUUAAUAUUGGUUCAGUGACGGUUUGUGCUAACCAUCUCUGUUCAGUGAUUAAUAUGGGUUCAGUCACAGUUUGUGCUAACCAUCUCUGUUCAGGGAUUAAUAUGUGUUCAAUCAUAGUUUGUGCUAACCAUCUCUGUUCAGUGAUUAAUAUGGGUUCAAUCAUAGUUUGUGCUAACCAUCUCUGUUCAGUGAUUAAUAUGGGUUCAAUCAUAGUUUGUGCUAACCAUCUCUGUUCAGUGAUUAAUAUGGGUUAAAUCAUACUUUGUGCUAACCAUCUCUGUUCAGUGAUUAAUAUUGGUUCAGUGACGGUUUGUGCUAACCAUCUCUGUUCAGUGAUUAAUAUGGGUUAAAUCAUACUUUGUGCUAACCAUCUCUGUUCAGUGAUUAAUAUGGGUUCAAUCAUAGUUUGUGCUAACCAUCUCUGUUCAGUGAUUAAUAUUGGUUCAGUGACAGUUUGUGCUAACCAUCUCUGUUCAGUGAUUAAUAUGGGUUAAAUCAUACUUUGUGCUAACCAUCUCUGUUCAGUGAUUAAUAUGGGUUUAGUCACAGUUUGUGCUACCCACCUCUGUUCAGUGACUAAUAUGGGUUCAAUCACAGUUUGUGCUAACUAUCUCUGUUCAGUGAUUAAUAUGGGUUCAGUCACAGUUUGUGCUAACUAUCUCUGUUCAGUGAUAAAUAUGGGUUCAAUCAUAGUUUGUGCUAACCAUCUCUGUUCAGUGAUUAAUAUGGGUUCAGUCACAGUUUGUGCUAACCAUCUCUGUUCAGUGAUUAAUAUGGGUUCAAUCAUAGUUUGUGCUAACCAUCUCUGUUCAGUGAUUAAUAUGGGUUCAAUCAUAGUUUGUGCUAACCAUCUCUGUUCAUGAUUAAUAUGGGUUCAAUCAUAGUUUGUGCUAACCAUCUCUGUUCAGUGAUUAAUAUGGGUUCAAUCAUAGUUUGUGCUAACCAUCUCUGUUCAGUGAUUAAUAUGGGUUCAAUCAUAGUUUGUGCUAACCAUCUCUGUUCAGUGAUUAAUAUGGGUUCAAUCAUAGUUUGUGCUAACCAUCUCUGUUCAUGAUUAAUAUGGGUUCAAUCAUAGUUUGUGCUAACCAUCUCUGUUCAGUGAUUAAUAUGGGUUCAAUCAUAGUUUGUGCUAACCAUCUCUGUUCAGUGAUUAAUAUGGGUUCAAUCAUAGUUUGUGCUAACCAUCUCUGUUCAGUGAUUAAUAUGGGUUAAAUCAUACUUUGUGCUAACCAUCUCUGUUCAGUGAUUAAUAUUGGUUCAGUGACAGUUUGUGCUAACCAUCUCUGUUCAGUGAUUAAUAUGGGUUAAAUCAUACUUUGUGCUAACCAUCUCUGUUCAGUGAUUAAUAUGGGUUCAAUCAUACUUUGUGCUAACCAUCUCUGUUCAGUGAUUAAUAUGGGUUAAAUCAUACUUUGUGCUAACCAUCUCUGUUCGGUGAUUAAUAUGGGUUAAAUCAUACUUUGUGCUAACCAUCUCUGUUCAGUGAUUAAUAUGGGUUCAAUCAUAGUUUGUGCUAACCAUCUCUGUUCAGUGAUUAAUAUUGGUUAAAUCAUACUUUGUGCUAACCAUCUCUGUUCAGUGAUUAAUAUGGGUUCAAUCAUACUUUGUGCUAACCAUCUCUGUUCAGUGAUUAAUAUGGGUUAAAUCAUACUUUGUGCUAACCAUCUCUGUUCAGUGAUUAAUAUUGGUUCAGUGACAGUUUGUGCUAACCAUCUCUGUUCAGUGAUUAAUAUUGGUUAAAUCAUACUUUGUGCUAACCAUCUCUGUUCAGUGAUUAAUAUGGGUUCAAUCAUAGUUUGUGCUAACCAUCUCUGUUCAGUGAUUAAUAUUGGUUAAAUCAUAGUUUGUGCUAACCAUCUCUGUUCGGUGAUUAAUAUGGGUUAAAUCAUACUUUGUGCUAACCAUCUCUGUUCAGUGAUUAAUAUGGGUUCAAUCAUAGUUUGUGCUAACCAUCUCUGUUCAGUGAUUAAUAUUGGUUAAAUCAUAGUUUGUGCUAACCAUCUCUGUUCAGUGAUUAAUAUGGGUUAAAUCAUAGUUUGUGCUAACCAUCUCUGUUCAGUGAUUAAUAUUGGUUCAGUGACAGUUUGUGCUAACCAUCUCUGUUCAGUGUUUAAUAUGGGUUCAAUCAUACUUUGUGCUAACCAUCUCUGUUCAGUGAUUAAUAUUGGUUCAGUAACAGUUUGUGCUAACCAUCUCUGUUCAGUGAUUAAUAUGGGUUCAGUGACAGUUUGUGCUAACCACCUCUGUUCAGUGAUUUCAACUGCUUCCAAAUCUAUGAGUCAAGGCCUGCUAACCUAAUUUCCUGGAUAAGUAAAAAAACAUCAGUGUUCUGUACUCAACAGAACAACAUUUACUGCAUAUCAAAACCAACAUCCCCCUUGAUUUGGGAAGGGAAGAGUGGCGUUAUCCUUGAAAACCUGGUUAGCGGUUUAGUUUGAAAAUUGUCAUCAUUGUGCACUGUACAGCUGUAUGUAUCUGUUCAUGAUAACAGUGUUAUUCUACUACCUGACAGGACUACAAACACAGCAACAUACAGUAAAUACCAAUGUACCAUAAUGUAAAAUAUGUACAGUGUUGAUUUGAAACUCUAAAAUGUUUGUCACAAUAAUGGUGAUGAUGAUGAUGAUUACGUUGAUAAUGAUGGUGAUUAUAUACUUUUAUUCUGAAGGAGGAUCAUAGGAGAUGAGGCAGCGUGUGAUUCGUUGACCUGAUCUAUGGAAUGUACGUUGCGUAGCAUGAGUAUUAAGGUUCAGCCUCUGAUUGACCGGUAACAGGGGGUGCAGUUUUCCCUCGGGCGGAGGACCCGAGGAUGAUAAAAGUUAGAUGCCUUAUUUACUGUGCUACCUUUCUUUUAUGUCCCCCACCCCCCCUCCUCCCUAUGGAGGCGGAGUUAUGACUAUGUCUGUAUACAGCAUUCAUCUUUUUCCCCGAGGUGACAUCACAGAAAACAUCUGCUUUUCGAACUGACAACACCCCAACUUUUAGCACCUCUGUUAUUAUUCCUAAACUCUAUACUGCUGCUGUCCCACUGGGCACACUCCGGUUGAAUUCCACGUCAUUUUAACGGAAUUACGUUGAACCAAUGUGGAAUAGACAUUGAAUUAGGGUAGGGUAGGUCUACCACCUGUUUAUUGGAUACUGUAAUGAAAAGUACAUUAGAGAAUAAAUUGUUCUGUUUUGGUUCAAUAAUUAUACUUGUGGGUUUACCUGUGUAAGCUGGGUGCUGAAUUUACAGCAGAGAACCUUUAUAUCCAGAAGCUAAUUCAAGUGGUUCCAAUGUCUCCCACACAGACACAAACACGCAACAUGAUGUAGAUGAAAAAAUCCAACAACUAAAUGAACCUUUGUCUUUCCCGGAGGGGUCUCAGAUAAUGAUGUACUAGCAGAUGAUGAUGUAUUUCAUUACUGUUAAAUGGAUUGAAUUGCCAACAUCCUUUUGUGUUGUCAUCAAUUCGGCUAGAAUGAUCAACAAAGGACAGUAGCAUUUUUCCUCCUCACGUUCAGAUUUAGAACAGCAAAAAUAUGUGGUUGGCUGAUGAAGGUUUACCAGUCUGUCAGUACUCAUAACUUUGGUACUUUACACAUUUUGACAUUGUCCUCCUUUGGUCAGCUUGCCCAUCCCCAACCAGAGGUCAUAAACUUUGACCCAUAAACCCUAACCCCUGAUUCUCAGCCAGGCUCUGAACCCUUUCACUUGGAGUUGUCCCUAGACACUGUUCCCAUGUCAGUUUGUGUUUCCCCUCUAACAGUUCAUGUUAGGAUAUGGGAGUAGUAAGCUGAUCCUAGAUCUGUGCUGGGAGAGACUUCUCCCCCAAGCUAGGCCGGUUUUAUAAAUGUUCCCAAACUGAUUACUUGUGAGAUUGUUCUCUCUCUCUCUCCCUGAUCUCUCUUCCUUCCUGACCUUGGUCACAUCAUGUUUCAUCAUGGCAGAUUUAUAUGCGCUUGUUCAGAGUGUACGCAUUCUAAAGUCAUUCAUGUCGCUGUAAUAAAUAGGCUAAUAUUUCUUAUUUCUCA